Messenger RNA from Beta vulgaris subsp. vulgaris (sugar beet), 1108 nucleotides. RefSeq lists its product as uncharacterized. The record is from RefSeq and is a predicted model, not a curated record. Gene Ontology annotation, cellular component: TRAPP complex. NCBI's taxonomy places the organism in Eukaryota, Viridiplantae, Streptophyta, Magnoliopsida, Caryophyllales, Amaranthaceae. Gene Ontology annotation, biological process: endoplasmic reticulum to Golgi vesicle-mediated transport. The transcript is spliced from 5 exons. The coding region runs from base 204 to 713 and encodes 169 amino acids.
GUGCAUUUUGUUGGGUUGAUUUGGCUCGGGUCUAUUUGACAACUCUAAUUAGCCCACCAGGCCACCACACCUUCAUUACCAAAGUCGUUGAGAGAGUUAAAAACUUAAAAUCACUCUUCUUCUUCGUCCUCUAUCUCUCUCUCGUAUCUGGGUUAGAAGUGAAUUGAGGGCAAGUUUUAAUUUUGGUUUGGAGGAGAGAGAAAAUGCAGUUUUUUGGUGCAACAGAGAUAAACCCAUCACCACCAGCAGUUACAGCAGCUGGAAACAAUGCACACAUGAUAUAUAUAUUCAAUCGAAAUGGGGUUUGUUUGCUUUACAGGGAAUGGAAUCGCUCACUUCGCACUUUGAAUGUUCAACAAGAUCAAAAACUCAUGUUUGGUUUACUUUUUUCCCUUAAAUCUCUCACUGCAAAAAUGGAUCCUGUUAGUGCUGAAAAGGUUAACCUUGGGGUGCCUCAAUUGCCUGGUCAAGGGUGUUCUUUUCACAGUUUCCGCACCAAUACGUACAAGCUUAGUUUCAUGGAAACUCCAUCAGGAAUAAAGCUUAUAUUGGUCACUCAUCCUAGGACUGGUGAUCUACGAGAAUCACUGAAGUAUAUUUACAAUUUGUAUGUUGAGUACGUUGUCAAAAAUCCACUCUAUACUCCUGGAACUCCUAUCAAGUACGAGCUGUUCAACACUACACUAGACCAAUAUGUUCGAGGCCUGGGUUGAUGUCAGAAACGCGGUAAAGCCAGAAUUUAGUGCUGAAGACAGGAUUGCUUGAAUCUGGUCAAAAGUUCCCUUGUGAAUUUUUUUUAUUUGGGCCUUCUGCAGGAUAUUGCGUUCACUUGAAAGCGAGCAAGACUAGUAAAAUUUAGAGAAAGUUUCAUGAUCAUGUAUGUGGAUGGAAAUGGAACAAGUACAGUCUCUCGUAUCACUUGUAUGUAGGUUAAGGUUUGAAGGAUCUAGGCAUUCACCAGAAAUAUGAAAUAUUGUAGGUAUUUGAGAAUAUUGCUACAGAUACAAUAUUGUUCGUACGUCUACUUUUAGCAACACUGUUUUAUUUGCAGCAUUAUCUUGUAUUCUAUUUUGGUUUGCUAGUUAUCAAGUUACUAGAAAUACGCAAA